UUUUUUAUUUUUUUUAUCUUCUCUUUUACUGUAUGUAAUGUGAGUCAUGUCAUUGCCCAUCACCUACCACUGAUAAUUCAAUGCCUUCUUCUUCUUCUUAGCCCCACCGCCAUUCUCUUCUUCUCAGAUUUUCAUGUGCUUCUUGUGUUCUUCAUUUCCCUCCAACUACACACUAAAGGGUCAAAUUUAGUGCCUUUUUUGGUUGUGUUUGAGAAAUUCCAUUUUUUGAGAUUGGAAAUAGAUACCCUUUUGAGCAUUUGACAAAACCCAUAAAGCAAAAUUUGACAUUUUUUUAGAUUUUCAAAAUGGGUCUUAACUUUGGGUGUUUCAAUGGCUUCACUUAAGAGAUCUAGUUUUGAAUCUGUGUAGGAUUUUUUGUUUUGGAAAGAUUUUUUUGGAAACACCAAAAUGGCGUCUGAUCUAAAUUCAGGGUUGUCAAAGAAAACAUUUGUUUUCGGAUUGAAAGUUUGGGUAUUAAUGGGAAUUAUUGUUGGUUUGUUCAUUAUAAUCAUUCUUGCGGUGCUAUCAAUAUGUCUUACUUUAAGAAAGAAAUCGAGAAGAGGCAACGGUGGCAUGCGUCCUCUUAGCCAUAUUCUGUCUAUUUCAGAAGAGAUCAAAGAAAUUAGUGUCGAUCAAGUUUCAUCGAAUAAUCAUCCGCAAAAUGGUUCUUUCAUGAGCUUGAAUGACAAGUUUAGUGAUGGCGAUUCCGGAAAGGUUUUGAUCCAGACAAAGAAUGGAGAUAAUAGUAGUCAAUCAGGCUCGUUUAAUCGUUUAGAGAAAGAUCCGAGUGGUUCUCAGUCAGGUGAAGAUAGUGGCGGUUUUAGGAGCAUUUCAGCUUAUAGGUCUUCGUCGCAUCCUAUAUCUGCACCAUCACCAUGUUCUGGUCUUCCUGAAUUCUCUCACCUUGGCUGGGGUCACUGGUUUACACUAAGGGACUUGGAACUUGCAACUAACAGGUUUUCGAAAGACAAUAUUAUCGGUGAAGGUGGUUAUGGAGUUGUCUAUCGAGGUCAACUUAUCAAUGGGAAUCCUGUUGCCAUUAAGAAGCUCCUCAAUAAUUUAGGACAAGCUGAAAAGGAAUUUAGGGUGGAAGUUGAGGCUAUUGGUCAUGUGCGGCAUAAGAACUUGGUUCGACUUUUAGGCUUUUGCAUUGAAGGAACUCACAGGUUAUUGAUUUAUGAGUAUGUUAACAACGGCAAUUUAGAGCAGUGGCUUCAUGGAGCCAUGCGGCAGCAUGGAUAUCUUACUUGGGAAGCUCGGAUAAAAAUUCUUCUUGGAACAGCCAAAGCGCUUGCUUACUUGCACGAGGCGAUUGAGCCAAAAGUUGUACAUCGAGAUAUUAAGUCGAGCAAUAUUUUAAUUGAUGAUAGCUUUAAUGCAAAAAUAUCUGACUUUGGGCUUGCUAAGUUACUUGGUGCUGGAAAAAGUCACAUUACAACUAGAGUAAUGGGUACUUUUGGAUACGUAGCUCCAGAAUAUGCGAAUUCUGGCUUGUUAAAUGAGAAGAGUGAUGUUUAUAGCUUUGGUGUAUUGCUUCUUGAAGCAAUUACAGGAAGAGAUCCAGUCGAUUAUAGCCGAUCAGCAGCCGAGGUAAAUUUGGUUGACUGGCUCAAGAUGAUGGUAGGGUGUAGGCGCUCAGAAGAGGUGGUGGACCCUAAUAUUGAGACUAGGCCAUCGACUAGUGCCCUAAAACGAUCCCUUUUAACUGCUUUGAGGUGUGUUGAUCCAGAUUCUGAAAAAAGACCAAAGAUGAGCCAAGUUGUUCGCAUGCUUGAAUCAGAGGAAUAUCCUAUACCUCGAGAGGAUCGUAGACGGCGAAAGAGCCAAGCAGGAAACAUAGAGGUAGAGAGCCAGAGGGAGACUUCAGAUACAGAUAAGAGUGACAAUCCAGAUCAUAAACCAAAUGGCAGAACAAACCAACACAUGUAGAUCGAGAUAGUGAUCUCAAAGGUAUUUCAAAGAUAAGGAACACAAGUGAACUUGCAAAUUUUGCAUUCUUUCGAGAUUCUGUAAGUUCCUACGCUGCGCAGGAACCGGUUACUUAUAUAUAUACCUAUAGGUUUAGAUGUUAGAAUGUAGAUUAUUGUGUAUGAAUAUGGCAUGAGUUCCUUUGGACUAGUAGUGAUGGUGUGUAUAGUUUAUUACUCUACUAUUCUUUCCUUUUGUAUUUUCAUUUAUUUCAUCAUUAAGGAACUAAACUUUUUCUCUGGAAGAUCAGAAAAAGUAUUGUUUUCAUGAA
Messenger RNA from Trifolium pratense (red clover), 2239 nucleotides. RefSeq names its product probable receptor-like protein kinase At5g18500. Gene Ontology annotation, biological process: protein phosphorylation. The transcript is spliced from 8 exons. Gene Ontology annotation, molecular function: ATP binding; protein kinase activity. Lineage: Eukaryota; Viridiplantae; Streptophyta; Magnoliopsida; Fabales; Fabaceae. Bases 409 to 1929 code for a protein of 506 amino acids. The record is from RefSeq and is a predicted model, not a curated record.